Messenger RNA from Schistocerca cancellata (South American locust), 1877 nucleotides. Its product is annotated as rho-related GTP-binding protein RhoE-like. The transcript has 5 exons. Gene Ontology annotation, biological process: small GTPase-mediated signal transduction. Gene Ontology annotation, molecular function: GTP binding; GTPase activity. The record is from RefSeq and is a predicted model, not a curated record. Lineage: Eukaryota; Metazoa; Arthropoda; Insecta; Orthoptera; Acrididae. Bases 97 to 783 code for a protein of 228 amino acids.
CAGCAGGUCACCCGGGAGCGUGCGUGUGUGGCCGUGUUGUCGGUGCGCUGUGUCUGUACGGUGCGGUCGCGAUCGUGUGGUGCGCUCUACCAGACAAUGGAUAACGGCGGCGGGGCCGCGCUCGAGGAUAUCGACUGCAAGAUCGUGCUCGUGGGUGACUCCAAGUGUGGCAAGACGGCGCUCGUCGAGAGAUUCGUCUCGGACAAGUUUGUCGAGGUGUACACACCGACUGGCUUCGAGAAGUAUGGCUCGACGUACAACGUGGCGGACUAUAGGAUACACUUUGCCGUGUGGGACACGUCUGGCUCACCGGCUUACGACACUGUGCGACCACUGGCCUACCAGGACGCCAAGGUGUUCCUACUCUGCUUCAGGGUCAGUGACCCAGACUCCCUCGACAAUGCCGUCAACAAGUGGUACCCUGAGAUCCGGCAACACUGCGAUAAUACACCGGUGAUCCUGUGUGGCUGCCAGAGUGACCUCCGCACAGACCCUACCACCGUCUCCAGCCUCGCCAAGCAGAGGCGCACACCUGUCUCCUCUGAACAGGCAGUGUCAGUUAGCCGGACAAUCGGUGCGACGACCUAUGUGGAGACAUCUGCAAAAGGCGCGAUCAAGGCAGUGCGAGAUGCCUUUGAAGUUGCAGCACUGGCAGCCCUAGGCAAGCUGAACAAGAACCAUGCACUGAUGCUCCAGCAGCGUGCCAAGGGGCACCCCUGCAAGAGCAAGCUGGACCUCCGUGCUGAGCUCAAGGGCCGUGCCAAGAGCUGCUGCCUCAUGUGAUGGUUCGCCAGAGGCGAGCCCACCCGCCCGUCCACCUCAUGCUCGCCACCCGAGGGAGACCUGCACAACACAAACUUCUGAACGAUCAUCUCUGUUUGCAGGUCCAGUGUUCGGCCAAAGAAAUGAAACUAACGUAACCACCCCUCUGGGAGAAGCACACUGAGACCUGCUUCUCAAAGGUGCAAUCUGUAGGAGAUGAACCUCUGAACAAUAGUCUUUGUUGAUAGCAUGUGUAUUUGGCCAAAGACAUGAAACUGAUAUAACACACUGGAGCGUGACACACUAGAUACCUCUUCUUCAAUGGACCCUGAUCUCAUUUCCAGUCAGGUCUGCAGUCAGCCUGCCAAAAAGGAAAUGAGAACUAUAAAGCUGUAAGAACUUGAACUGUAUCCUAUGUAGCAUUGUUGUUACUUCAAGGAGGAUUGCCCACUUGUACUUAGACUCCUGGGGUCUAUCUGCCACUGUGCUGUAAACAAUAUAUGUCAAUAUUAUGUUUCUCCAGAGAUGACCCAUUCCUCCAAUCUCUAGCCUCUCUCAAUCAAGAUUGUUUCACCAACAUAGGCAUCUCUAGCUUUCUGGAGCAAACUAUCGACUUAGGGGUGUCUGGAAUCAUAAAAACCACGAUUACAUGACCAUUCAUCAAUGCCUGGCUGCGUAUGCAAAGUAAAGAUCCAGUUAUAUUGCUACUCAUCUGGCAAUGAAAACCAUUCAGGACACCACGUUUUGGCGUCCUAUUAUUCAUCAUGUGUCUGUUGUUUCACAAAAAUAUGGCACUUUGUAUCCACAAAACAUCAUUUAAAUUAAAAUAUUUACAUUUCUUUGUUAUCUUCUCUCAGUAGAAAAUCUGCGUAAAUAUUUUUUGUAUAUUAUUUCAAUUCUAAGGAAAAUAUCUGCGAUAAUAAUUAAGUACUUGCAACAGAACAAUGUACAAUUUAUCUAUAAAUGGAAUGUAACAUUUUAGGAACUGAUCUGCUUCAGAUCUUGACACAAUAGCAACCACACUGCUAGUCUGAGCAGCGAGUUCAUUAAUUUUGAGCCCACACCAUCAUUGGUCUCUACUGACACUGUCGAAGAAAUGUCGUAAUUUUGAUAUU